AUGCUUUACCGUGAUAGAGAAGGCGGCCACGAGAGGAUGCUUCAGGAUUACUUGGCGGUGAAUCCAACAUAUGGCCCGGAAAUAUUCCGUCGAAGAUACAGGAUGUCUCGGGAGCUUUUUGUACGCAUAAUGAAUGCUGUUGAAGCACAUGAUGAUUAUUUUGUGUGUAAAUGGGACGCGGCCAAUGUUCUUGGAUUGAGUUGUUUCCAAAAAUGCACUGCCGCCAUGCGUAUGCUGAGCUAUGGGAUUCCUGCUGAUGCGACAGAUAAGUACGUUCGCAUAGGUGAAAGUACCGCACUUGAGAGCCUGAGGAGGUUUGUGACUGCAGUUGAUGAAAUUUUUGGAGAACAAUAUCUCAGAUAUCCCAAUGAGGCGGACACGGCCCGCUUACUUGCAAUUGGUGCAGAAAAAGGCUUCCCAGGGAUGUCUCCUUUAUUUGAUAACUUGGCUGAAGGUAGAGCUCCAGAAGUUAACUUUUCAGUUAAUGGUCAUGAUUACACAAUGGGUUACUAUCUUGCAGAUGGCAUAUACCCCACAUGGGCUACUUUAGUUAAGUCGAUCACUAAACCUAUGGGGAACAAGAACCAAUAUUUUGCCAGAGCGCAGGAAGGAGCGAGGAAGAUGGUCGAGAGAGCUUUUGGGGUUCUUCAAUCUAGGUUUGCCAUUGUUCGAGGAUCAGCUCGUAUUUGGGACACACAAACUUUGUCAAAGAUCAUGAGGGCUUGUGUGAUUAUGCACAAUAUGAUUGUGGAAGAUGAAGGAUUUGUGGUUGACCCUAAUGAACGCUUUGAAAAUGGUGGUGAAAAUGUGGAGCCUACUCAUGGUCAGCCAACUCGUACCCUUGAAGAAUAUAUUGAUGCGCACAGGAAGAUUAGAAACAAGGAAACACAUGAACAGUUAAAAGAAGACCUCAUCCAGCACCUCUGGAAUCAUCAUCCGGAUUUAUAUUAG
This is a messenger RNA of Sorghum bicolor (sorghum), 951 nucleotides long. RefSeq lists its product as uncharacterized. The transcript is spliced from 3 exons. NCBI's taxonomy places the organism in Eukaryota, Viridiplantae, Streptophyta, Magnoliopsida, Poales, Poaceae. The coding region runs from base 1 to 951 and encodes 316 amino acids. The record is from RefSeq and is a predicted model, not a curated record.